CUCGCCGUCCUCCUGUUAACGAAACGCGAUGCGACUUCUUGGACUUUUUUUUAAAGCUAUUUUGGCAUUUAGCGCUGUAUAUUUAGAUUAAAAUGGGAAUCACGAAAUUAGCAGAUUUGAUUCGUGGUGACGCUCCGGGUUCGAUAACUUACAAAGAGAUCGGAGAUUACACUGGGAAAAUAAUCGCACUUGACACCUCCAUUAUUAUGAACCAGUUCCGUUCAGCUGUUCCUAAUCUGAAAUUAAGCUUGUUAGGUGUGUUCUACCGCACGCUGACGUUCCUGGAGCACGACAUCAAGCCAGUGUUUGUGUUCGAUGGAGAUCCUCCUGAGCAGAAGAGAGCCCUGCUGGAGAAAAGAGCACAGAGUGCAGGCAGGAGCAGCGCACAACGCUCUCACGCUGGUGUGUCGUCUCAAACCAAGGAAUUCCUGCGUCUCCUCAUGCUCCUCGGUGUUCCUUGUGUCCAGGCUCCCGGUGACGCCGAGGCGUUUUGUGCUCAGUUGGUCAGUAGUGGUGUGGUGGAUGCCGUGGCCUCAGAGGACAUGGACACGCUGGCGUUCGGAGGGACGGUUCUCCUUCGCCAGCUCAACGCAAAGAGAGAGAGUGAGGUGAUGGAGUACUCUCUGCCAAAGUUACUGGAAAUCCUGCAGCUCACACAAAAAGAGUUUGUAGAUCUGUGUAUUUUAUUGGGAUGUGAUUAUUGUGAUAAGAUCGCGGGUUUGGGGCCGAGUCGAGCGCUGAAGCUCAUCCAGCAGCACCGCAAUAUAGAGGACGUGAUGCUCAACAUCAACACGAAGACACACCGGGUCCCUUUAGGUUGGCAGUACCAGGCUGCGCGGAAGCUGUUCCUGGACUCGCCCCGGUCUGAACCGCCCCAUCUGCAGUGGAGUGAACCUAACGAGCCGGAGCUGGUGAACUUCCUGUGUCAGGAGAAACACUUCAAGGAGGAGAAGGUGCGAGGGCGGAUGGAGAAGUUCCGGCAGAAACUCGCCCACAGAAGGAAGGAGAGAGAGGAAGAAAAGGGAAAGAGGGGAGGCAGACAGACCAGCUUGGACCAAUUCUUUCCUGUGACACGGAAAAGACGGUCUGCAGAAGCAGGAGGAUCCGCAACCAGGAAGCAACAGAAGACUAAAUAAUGCUGUUUGUUUUAAACCCUAGUGAUGGAGAGAAGUCGUCGGUUAUUUCACUCUGAUUCCUGUGUUAGUGUUCAUUUUAUUUGAAAU
Ictalurus furcatus (blue catfish) is the source of this 1223-nucleotide messenger RNA. RefSeq names its product probable flap endonuclease 1 homolog. Gene Ontology annotation, molecular function: DNA binding; manganese ion binding; 5'-flap endonuclease activity. The transcript has 11 exons. The record is from RefSeq and is a predicted model, not a curated record. Lineage: Eukaryota; Metazoa; Chordata; Actinopteri; Siluriformes; Ictaluridae. Bases 93 to 1136 code for a protein of 347 amino acids. Gene Ontology annotation, cellular component: nucleus.